CGUCAUACUCGGUACUGCCCCAUACCAUCAACCAACUCUCCACCAACACGUUCACUUGAGUGUUUGUCUCGAAAAAACAUGAAUUUUGAGGAGAUAGAGGAAAGAGAUGGAAUUCGUUUUACGUGGAACGUCUUUCCUUCUACCAGGAUAGAAAGCUCCAGGGCAGUCGUUCCCAUUGCUGCUAUGUACAAGCCUUUGAACGAGCGUCCUGAUCUUCCUCCAGUUCUCUAUGAUCCUGUAGCGUGUAAAGCGCCUUGCAGAGCAAUUCUAAACCCCUAUUGUCAUAUUGACAUUAGAGCCAAGUUUUGGAUUUGUCCCUUUUGUUUGCAGCGUAAUAUGCUUCCUCCUCAAUACAAAGACAUUUCAAACACUAGCUUGCCCUUGGAGCUCAUGCCUCAAUACACGACAAUUGAGUACACACUCCCUCGUCCUCCUCAGCUGUACCCUGUCUUUCUCUUUGUCGUCGAUCUUUGCCAAGACGCCGAUAAUCUCAAGGCAUUGAAGGACUCCUUGAUUGUUAGUCUCAGUCUUCUUCCCCCUGAGUGUUUGGUUGGUUUGGUUACCUUCGGUACGGCUGUCAGUGUGUACGAGUUGGGAUAUACUGAGUGUGCCAAAUCAUAUGUGUUCCGUGGUACGAAAGAGUAUACAUCGAAGAAUAUUCAAGAGAUGCUUGGUCUCCCUGCUAGUGGUGUACAUGCCAGUGGUCCUGGCGUUCCUCCUAUGGCUUUCCAAGGUUCUGCUGCCAUUUCAAGAUUUUUGCUUCCAAUUCAGCAAUGUGAGUUCCAGCUUACCAACAUCUUGGAACAAUUGCAGACUGAUCCUUGGCCUGUUGCCAACGACAAACGUCCCCAGAGAUGCACUGGUGCUGCAAUGAGCGUUGCAGUCGGUUUGAUGGAAAGCGCAUGUCCCAACACUGGCGGAAGAAUUAUGCUGUUUUCUGCUGGACCGGCCACGAUCGGCCCCGGUAUGGUCGUUUCUACGGCUUUGAAAGAUCCUAUUCGUUCUCAUCAUGACAUUGAGCGCGACCAGGCUAAACAUUUGAAGAAAGCCAGUCGUUUUUACGAGCACCUUUCCAAACGUGCAAGUGCCAAUGGCCAUGCCAUUGACAUCUUCGCCGGCUGUCUUGAUCAAGUUGGUUUGAUGGAGAUGAAGAGUGCCACUACUGCCACAGGUGGACAUAUGAUCUUGUCUGAUGCUUUUACUACUUCUAUUUUCCGUCAAAGUUUCCAACGUAUCUUUACUCGUGAUGCCACCGGACAACUUUCCGUUGGCUUUAAUGCUAGUAUGGAGGUCUUAACUACAAAGGAAUUGCGUAUUUCUGGAUUAAUUGGACAUGCAGUCUCCAUGAACAAGAAGAGCUCGAAUGUUGGCGAAACAGAAAUUGGAUUGGGUAACACCAACCAGUGGAAAAUGUGUGGAAUCUCCCCUCGUUCUACUUACGCUGUCUACUUUGAGGUUGCUACUCAAGCCGCUGCUGCCACACAAGCCAACUCGCGUGGUUUGAUUCAGUUCAUCACUCUCUAUCAGCAUUCCUCCAAUACAUUCCGUUUGCGUGUGACCACUGUUGCCCGCCAAUUCGCUGACGGUGGUAGUCCUUUGAUUGCCAACUCCUUUGAUCAAGAAACUGCCGCCGUCGCAAUGGCUCGUAUUGCUACUUUCAAGGCCGAGGUGGAUGAUGGUCCUGAUGUGCUGAGAUGGAUCGAUCGCAUGCUUAUUAAACUCUGUCAAAAAUUCGCAGAGUAUCGUAAAGAUGAUCCUGCUAGCUUCCGUCUUUCAUCGCAAUUUACGCUUUACCCUCAAUUUAUGUAUCAUCUUCGCAGAAGCCCCUUUUUGAGUGUCUUUAACAACUCGCCCGACGAAACUGCCUUUUACCGUCAUAUCUUGAAUCAUGAAGAUGUUAAUAACUCUUUGAUUAUGAUUCAACCAACGUUGCAGUCAUACUCCUUCGAAAAUCCUGAUGGUGUCCCCGUUCUUUUGGAUGCUGUUUCCAUUAAACCUGAUGCGAUUUUGUUGCUGGAUACUUUCUUCCACAUCCUUAUUUUCCAUGGUGAGACAAUUGCCCAAUGGAGAAAUGCUGGUUACCAAGACCAACCAGAGUAUGCAAACUUCAAGGAACUUCUUGAGGCUCCUAGAUUGGAGGCUGCAGAUCUGUUGGUUGAUAGAUUCCCCAUUCCUCGUUUCAUCGUUUGUGACCAAGGUGGAAGUCAGGCCCGUUUCCUGCUUUCUCGUAUUAAUCCUUCCGAGACUCACAUGACGGCGGCAUCCGCCUACGGCGCUGCUCCUGCUGCUAAUGUGGUUCUCACUGAUGAUGUUUCACUUCAAGUGUUCAUGGGUCAUCUCAAGAAACUGGCUGUUGCCAUUUCGUAAAAUGCAUAGUCUCAUCCUUCCUUCCUUUCCUUUCACUCAAUAGAAGAUGAUUAACGAUGUCCGUCAUGUCAAUCACAUAAACAAUGUGGUUGCGAACUUUGCAGUACGUUUUCUCUGUAAUAAUCAACCAUCUACUCUUGUCUGAUGUCAAGGCUCUAGCAAUUAUCUCAUCCGUUUCCUCACUUUCCAGUGGUUCAUGCAGCGAUCUACGGCAGGUUUCGAUCUUUUAUCCAGGUUUUCAUUAACGAUAUGCACACCCACGCUGUCUGGCUUUCAUGUUUAAAUACUGUGACGAAUUGGUUGUGAAUCUUAUAUCUGUAAGUCUUAGCCUCGUCUUAGACCAGUUAGGGGUUUUUAAUAGUUAAAAAAACAUGAUCUUGUUUAAGUAAAUGAAAACAUGGUGUAAAUCUUUAUGGAUUGCAUAUUGCUUGUUGCUGAGCUUGGUUUGUUUAUCUCUUAAAACUAUUUGUUUACAUUGAAUGAAAAAGAAGCAUGUUUACGAACAAAGUGAACAUACAGAUAUUGUGAAGACAUAAUCACUUUCAUUAGUUUAUCCUGCUCUAUCGACAUUUAAAUUCAAUAUCUGCAAUGCAAGUAGUUGACGCCAAAGUAUUAAACGAGAUUGAAGUAUGCAGCAAGUUAGACGACGUUCAAAUUAGAAAACCAGCAAAGGCACUGGCACGAGAGAUGACUCUGUCAAGACUACAAAUGCCAAGAAGCUUGAGUUAUCAACUGUAUGCCCGCCGUUUCUGCAGGGAGCUCAUUCCUAACCGAAUGAUAACUAUUCGAUGCGUACUGAACAGUACAGGAACCUCAAAAACGGAACUACUUAUCGACGUCGAUCCCAUGUUGCCCACACAAAGACUUGGUACAUUAAUCCAAACGAUUCUGCGCAAGCAUGACACCCCUAUUGUACCAGACGAAUUUCGUCGAGAAUUGCUCAAUGUGUCUCCUCUCCAAGGACCAAGUUUUGAAUUGGCCGACAGAAGCGAGCGAAUAAUUGAGAGGGCCGAUUCGCAAGGAAUCGUACAUGUAAUUGUAAAACCAAUCAAACUUGAAUAAAUUGUCUUCUUAAUUCUUGUGUCCAGUACCAACCAACGAAACCUUAUAAAUAAUGCCGUAUCCCUAAGACAAAUUAGAACACAAUACUACGCACAGUCCUC
Molecule: messenger RNA, 3530 nt
Organism: Schizosaccharomyces japonicus yFS275
Lineage: Eukaryota; Fungi; Ascomycota; Schizosaccharomycetes; Schizosaccharomycetales; Schizosaccharomycetaceae
Product: GTPase activating protein Sec23a
Exons: 4
Coding region: 79-2367 (762 amino acids)
Biological process (GO): intracellular protein transport; COPII-coated vesicle budding; endoplasmic reticulum to Golgi vesicle-mediated transport
Cellular component (GO): Golgi membrane; endoplasmic reticulum membrane; cytoplasm
Molecular function (GO): zinc ion binding
Source: RefSeq, a predicted model, not a curated record